Messenger RNA from Trichoderma asperellum CBS 433.97, 300 nucleotides. The record is from RefSeq and is a predicted model, not a curated record. NCBI's taxonomy places the organism in Eukaryota, Fungi, Ascomycota, Sordariomycetes, Hypocreales, Hypocreaceae.
CAAGAUAGGAAACAGAAUGCAAAAGAGAAGUUUAAUGGAAAAGGAACAUCUCGGGACGAUAGAUCUCCGAUUGAUUCUACCCCGAAGGUAUCCCGCAUUCGCGCUCAGGAGACCCUUUCUUCUGAAAUCAAACGUGAUUUUACAAGUUCUCCCCAUACCUUCUCUUCUAUACUAUGUACGAUUGCUCUACACUUGAGAGUUGAAGAUAUUGUUAAUAUACCAGCUACAGAAUGUCUUUGUUUUCGGGACAGUAUCUUACAAGCAAAACACAAUUUUGUAAAUGGAAUUAGAGGAAGAUGA